Manihot esculenta (cassava) is the source of this 905-nucleotide messenger RNA. Its product is annotated as transcription initiation factor TFIID subunit 7. Lineage: Eukaryota; Viridiplantae; Streptophyta; Magnoliopsida; Malpighiales; Euphorbiaceae. The record is from RefSeq and is a predicted model, not a curated record. Gene Ontology annotation, biological process: RNA polymerase II preinitiation complex assembly; transcription initiation at RNA polymerase II promoter. The transcript has 6 exons. Bases 158 to 760 code for a protein of 200 amino acids. Gene Ontology annotation, molecular function: RNA polymerase II general transcription initiation factor activity. Gene Ontology annotation, cellular component: transcription factor TFIID complex.
CUCGGAUCUCAACCCUAUAAAGCUUUCUUCGCGGGCAACGUUUAAACAAACGAAACGCUUCAAGGCGACAAGGCCAGAAUUGGCGUCGAUCUCGUAAUCAAUCUGGUUGAUACCCGACCCUUCUCUUUCAUUAAAUUGGUUUGAUGAUUUUUUCAGUAUGGAGGAGCAGUUCAUACUAAGAGUCCCAGCUUCUGUUGGAGAGCGGUUAGAUCGUCUUUUGAGUGAAAGUGCUCCAUCUUCUGAAGAUCAAUCAUUAGAUUUGUCAUUUUCUGGGGAUGGCAGGAGUGGCACAUUUGUCAUUGGCAACGACCAUUUCCCUGCUUCUCUCUUAGAGCUUCCUUGUGUUGUAGAAUCUUACAAAACUUAUGAUGAUUCUUCGCUAGUCAAAACUGCUGAUAUUGGUCAGAUGAUUAUGGUUACCGAAGCAAGUGACAAUGCCCCAGAGGCAGUGGAGUACAGGCAUGGUAUCAAUCCUCCUAUGAGGGAUGCUCGAAAACGACGAUUCCGCAGGGAGCCAGACCUGAAUCCUGAGCUUGUCCAGCGUGUUGAGAAGGAUCUGCUGAACAUUAUGGCUGGUGGAACUAUUGAAAAUGCUGAUGUUGAAGCGAAUGAGCAAGAUGAAGAUGGCAAUCAAAAUUCCUGCACUGCAAUUAAGAAAACUUCGCCUGAAGCUGCAGCAAAGCCUGAUGUUCAAGAGGCAGCAGCUGAUGCCGAGGAGCCUGAGAGAAGUGAUUCUGAUGAAUCAGAUUAUUCCUUAUAAUUCUACCCCAUUGGUUGAAACGGCACAUUAUGCACUGAAACUUGAAUUUGAAUUUGGUAUAUACUUCCAGUUCCUUAAAGAUCUUGUGGUGCUGAGUUUACAUAUCCUUUUUAAUGCUUAUUUUGAUAAAAUGUUAUCUCUUCCC